CCAUCCUAAACUUUGCAAAAAAGACUUCAAUCCAUGUCUUUGUUACACACCUUGAUUUGAGGAAUAGGGUUAGGGACAGGGAAUACUUGCUUAUGGAUUGGCAUUCUCUCUAGGGAAAAAUAUCCAUCUAUUAUAUAUACAUAACGUAACUACUUUAAGUGAAAAAUAAUUAAAUAUGAUUGUUUAAAAGCUUUAAAUUGCUUUUUAUGAAUUUGAUUUGGGUGAUUCAAGCCAGUAGUUGAUGAAAUCUCUUGCUACCAAGCUUGGUGGUACUCUUAUAGCCAUAUUGUGUAUCUUCUUGGGUGGUUUGGAAGGAUGAAAUCCCACAAAGUGUAAAGUCUUCGGUAAACCCUUUUCCUUGGUGGUGUUAAUUCUUCAGAGGAAAUCCAGAAGAAAGCGAUCCCCCAUAGGUGUAAUAGAGAUCUGGUAGAUUUUUUCAUCAUUCUUAACAAAUCUCUUGCAAAGUUCAAGAUGUGCCAUGAUAACUUCCACGUUCAUUCCUUAGAAGAGGCAACUACAGCUGAAGAUAGUCUCCUAAUAUAUUGCAAACCAGUUGAACUAUAUAACAUUCUUCAUCUUCGUUCCCUUAACAAUCCUUCUUUUCUUCGACGUUGUUUGCAUUACAAACUACAAGCUAGGCGAAAAAAGAGGGUGAGCACUGGAGUUGUAAUUUUCAACUAUAGGGACUACAACAACAUAGUACGAAAAACUGAAGUGACUGAAGACUUCUCAUGCCCAUUUUGUUUGAUGCUAUGCGCAAGCUUUAAGGGUUUGCGGUACCACUUAGGCUCUUCCCAUGAUAUGUUCAACUUCGAAUACUGGGUGACUGAAGAAUAUCAGGCAGUGAAUGUCUCUGUGAAAAUUGAUGUCUUUAGACCUGAGACUGUAGCAGAUGGGGUGGACCCACAACUUCAAACUUUCUUCUUGUGCACAAGACCACGAAGCCGUAAGUUGAAGAACUCUGUUCAGAGUGGGAAAUAUGUGCAGUUCUUGGAGAUGGACUCAGCUAGACCUUCCACAGAAGGCAUGCCUAAGGGAUUUAUUGAGCAUAACGCUGGUAAUUUUUUUCCGAUCCAAUAUGGUGUAUCCUGUGAAAAAGAGGGCAGCCAUUCAUUCCCCAUUGAGGCUUAUUUGCAGAAUGCACAACAAGGAGAAAAUAUUGGUCUUGAAUGUCCUUCCUCUAUGGAGUGCAUUGAACAUGUUGCAUCCAGCUCAAAUAUUCCAGGUGUCUCAAUGGUUAUCAGUCAAUCUUCUACGGGUCCUGAAUGUUAUAAAGUACUAUCUGGAAGUGAUCAUUUACAUCCAGCCAAAGCAAGGAAGUUAACGGUAGAACGAGACCCAAAAAACCGCAUGCUUUUGCAGAAACGGCAGUUUUACCACUCUCACCGGGUUCAGCCUAUGGCACUAGAUAAAGUAUUAUCCGACAAAGAUAGUGAGGAUGAAGUGGAUGAUGACAUUGCAGAUUUUGAAGACCGAAGGAUGCUCGAUGAUUUCGUGGAUGUGACCAAAGAUGAAAAACGGCUUAUGCAUCUAUGGAACUCCUUUGUUCGAAAGCAAAGGGUGCUAGCUGAUGGUCACGUUCCUUGGGCAUGUGAAGCAUUCUCAAAACUUCACGGCAAAGAACUUGUCUCAUCUCCGGCUCUCUUUUGGUGUUGGAGGUUUUUCAUGAUCAAACUCUGGAAUCAUGGUCUUCUUGAUCCUUCUACCAUGAACAACUGUAAUUUAACUCUUGAAGGAUUCAAAGAUGAGAGUUUUGAUGCAACGGAGAAUGGGAGAAGAGAGAUUGAUUAACAGGCUACUUCAGUUAACAUUCUUGAUCUGCUUCAUUAGCUAAUCAUUUAUAGGUUGGAGUUACUUCCUUUUACAUUCAUUAUUCAUAUAGGUUCCCUUCUUCACAAACCUCAAUUGAAUGAAGAAAGAGCCUCCCCAUGUUCUUUUUCUAAAUUUUUGCCACUUCCUCUA
Cucurbita maxima (winter squash) is the source of this 1962-nucleotide messenger RNA. Its product is annotated as polycomb group protein EMBRYONIC FLOWER 2-like. The transcript is spliced from 15 exons. NCBI's taxonomy places the organism in Eukaryota, Viridiplantae, Streptophyta, Magnoliopsida, Cucurbitales, Cucurbitaceae. The record is from RefSeq and is a predicted model, not a curated record. Bases 472 to 1791 code for a protein of 439 amino acids. Gene Ontology annotation, cellular component: nucleus. Gene Ontology annotation, molecular function: chromatin DNA binding.